Molecule: messenger RNA, 3412 nt
Organism: Diceros bicornis minor
Lineage: Eukaryota; Metazoa; Chordata; Mammalia; Perissodactyla; Rhinocerotidae
Gene: LVRN
Product: laeverin
Exons: 20
Coding region: 1-2979 (992 amino acids)
Biological process (GO): peptide catabolic process; proteolysis
Cellular component (GO): cytoplasm
Molecular function (GO): zinc ion binding; peptide binding; metalloaminopeptidase activity
Source: RefSeq, a predicted model, not a curated record
AUGGGGCCCCCUUCCAGCUCUGGCUUCUACAUGAGCCGCGCCGUAGCCCUGCUGCUGGCGGGGCUGGCCGCCGCGCUCCUGCUGGCGCUGGCCGUGCUGGCAGCUCUGUACGGCCACUGCGCGCGUGUCCCGCCGUCGGAGAUUCAGCACCGCGCGGUCCCGGACGCCGCGCCCGUCCCGCCCCGCAAGCAGAAGGAGCCGCCGCCAACGCCGAAGUCCGGCCCCGCUCGUGAGCCGGAGGUGGCGGCCACUCCGAGCGACUGGCGACCCCCAGGGCCCUGGGACCAACUGCGCCUGCCUCCCUGGCUCGUGCCGCUGCACUAUGAGCUAGAGCUGUGGCCCCGGCUGCGGCCAGACGAGCACUCGGGGCCAGCAUUGCGCUUCACUGGCCGCGUGAACAUCACGGUGCGCUGCACAGUGUCCACCGCGCGGCUGCUGCUGCACAGCCUCUUCCUGGACUGUGCCAGCGCCGAGGUGCGGGGCCCUCUGUCCCCGGGCACCGGAGACGCCACCGUCGGCCGCGUGCCCGUGAACGACGUGUGGUUCGCGUUGGACAUGGAGUACAUGGUGCUGGAGCUCGCCGAGGCCCUGCAGCCCGGGAGCAGCUACGAGCUGCAGCUCAGCUUCUCGGGCCCAGUGUACCAGGACACCUGGGAGGGACUCUUCCUCAACCUCUACACGGACCAGGGUGAGCGCAGGGCGCUGUUAGCAUCUCAUAUGGAACCAACAUUUGCCAGGUAUGUUUUCCCUUGUUUUGAUGAGCCAGCUCUGAAGACAACUUUUAAUAUUACAAUUAUUCAUCACCCAAGUUAUGUGGCCCUUUCCAACAUGCCAAAGCUAGGUCAGUCUGAAAAAGAAGACGUGAAUGGAAGCAAAUGGACUGUUACCACCUUUUAUACCACUCCCCUCAUGCCAACUUAUUUAGUAGCAUUUGCUAUAUGUGACUGUGACCAUGUCAACAGAACCGAAAGGGGCCAGGAGAUACGCAUCUGGGCCCGGAAAGAUGCUAUCGUGAAUGGAUAUGCAGACUUUGCUUUGAACAUCACAGGUCCCAUCUUCUCUUUUAUGGAAGAUUUAUAUAAUAUUAGUUACCCUCUUCCAAAAACAGAUAUAAUUGCCUUGCCUACUUUUGACAAACGUGCAAUGGAAAAUUGGGGACUACUGGUGUUCGAUGAGUCAUUAUUGUUGCUACAACCAGAGGAUCAGCUAACAGAAAAGAAGACUGUGAUCUUCUCCAUUGUCUCCCAUGAGAUCGGACAUCAGUGGUUUGGAAACCUGGUUACCAUGGAUUGGUGGAACAAUCUCUGGCUCAAUGAGGGUUUUGCAUCUUAUUUUGAGUUUGAAGUAAUUAACCACUUCUAUCCUAAAUUCCCAAGAAAUGAGGUCUUUUUUACUAACAUUUUGUAUGGUGUCCUCAAAGAAGAUCAUGCCCUGGUAUUUAGAGCUGUAUCCAUGAAGGCGGAAAAUUUCACAGAAACAGAUGAAAUAAAUGAGGUGUUUGACUUAUUUACUUACAGCAAGGGAGCGUCUAUGGUCCGGAUGCUUUCCAGUUUCCUGAAUGAGAAUUUAUUUAUCAGCGCACUUAAGUCCUAUUUGGAGACAUUUUCUUACUCAAAUGCUGAGCAAGAUGAUCUAUGGAGGCAUUUUCAGAUGGCCAUAGAUGACCAGAGUAAAAUUCUUUUGCCAGCAACAGUAAAAAGCAUAAUGGACAGUUGGACACACCAGAGUGGUUUUCCAGUUAUCACCUUAAAUGUAUCUACUGGCGUCAUGAAACAGGAGCCAUUUUACCUUGGAAAGGUUAAAAACCAGACUCUUCUAAGCCACAAUGACACAUGGAUUAUACCUAUUCUUUGGAUAAAAAAUGGAACUACACAGUCUUUAGUCUGGCUAGAUAAUAGCAGCAAAGUAUUUCCUGAAAUGCAAGUUUCAGAUUCUGAUCAUGACUGGGUGAUUUUAAAUUUGAAUAUGUCUGGAUAUUAUAGAGUUAACUAUGAUAAAUUAGGUUGGAAGAAAUUAAAUCAACAGCUUGAAAAAGAUCCUAAGGCUAUUCCCGUUAUUCACAGACUGCAGUUGAUUGUUGAUGCCUUUUCCUUGGCGAAAAACAAUUAUAUCGAGAUUGAAACAGCACUUGAUUUAACCAAGUACCUUGCAGACGAAGAUGAAAUCAUAGUGUGGCAUGCAGUUUUGUUGAACCUGGUAACCAAGGAUCUUAUUUCCAAUGUGAACAACUAUGAUUUAUUCCCAUUAUUAAAGAAGUAUCUAUUAAAGAGACUUAUGUCAAUAUGGAAUAUUUAUUCAACUAUAAUUCAUGAAAAUGUGACAACAUUGCAAGAUGACUAUUUAGCUCUAACAUCACUGGAAGAACUUUUUAGAACAGCAUGUUGGUUGGGUCUUGAAGACUGUCUUCAACUGUCAAGAGAACUCUUCAGAAACUGGAUGAACCAUCCAGAGAAUGAAAUACCUUAUCCGAUUAGAAGUGUGAUUUUAUGUUAUGGCAUUGCCUUGGGAAAUGAAAAAGAAUGGGACUUUUUGUUAAAUAUCUACAAUAAUAAAACAAAAGAAGAAGAAAGGAUGCAACUUGCCUUUGCAAUGAGCUGCAGUAAAGAUCCAUGGAUACUUAACAGAUAUUUGGAGUAUGCCAUCACUACAUCUCCAUCCACCUUUAACGAAACAAAUAUAAUCGAAGUUGUGGCAGAAUCUGAAGUUGGUCGGUACAUCGCAAAAGACUUUUUGGUCAACAAUUGGCAAGCUGUGAGCGAAAGGUAUGGAGCGCCGUCAUUGGUUACUCUAAUAGAUAUCAUAGGGAGAACCAUAAGUACAGAUUCACAGAUCAUGGAGAUGCAGCAGUUUUGCAGUAACAUGUUGGAGGAGCACCAGAGGCUCACGGUUCAUGCCAAAUUACAGACAAUAAAGAACGAAAAUCUGGAGAAUAAGAAGCGAAAUGCCAGGAUAGCUGCAUGGCUACGGGAAAACACAUAAUCUGGUGGCUCCUUUCGGCUCACCGCUUGCAUAUUAUAAUGUAGCUUGCUCACAGUUUUGUCUUCCAACGCUUUGUGAGUCUGGCAAACCACAUGUUUUGUUGUUUGUAGUUCAGCACACUUAUGGCUCAGAGUCGUGUUCUUCCCAUAUUGUCACGUUUGGCCCCGAGGCUCAGUGAUUGCCAAGGAUUUUGCCAACACUGCUGUAUUUCUGGGGAAAAUUUUACUUCAUGUUGGGCUAUCAAACCACAGAAUUUAUUUUAAAUGCCUUGUAAAAACAAAUUUACCUUAGAAAGUCUUGCUCAUUCUGUUAUGAAGGCCAGUGGAAUAUGAGAUAAUUGGCUAAAUGAGCACAUUCCUUUCUGAGGGAAAUACAGAUUUGCAAUACUCUAGGGCUUAUUUAGUUGAAUAUUUAAAAGAGCAAUGAGCAAAUA